This is a messenger RNA of Aspergillus calidoustus, 1143 nucleotides long. Lineage: Eukaryota; Fungi; Ascomycota; Eurotiomycetes; Eurotiales; Aspergillaceae. The record is from the annotation of a GenBank genome assembly.
AUGUCCGACAGCAGAAAACCCGACGACUAUGCAAUUGAGAUGGAGAAGCUGGACCAUAAUAAGGGCUUUCAGGCGUCGCCGCCUCCGCCUCAACCUAGAAGCUCCCCGGCGAAUUCAGUUGCCAACAAUGCCGUUCUCUCAGUCCUUGCAUACUGCGGCUCGUCCAUUCUGAUGACCGUGAUGAACAAAUACGUACUUUCCGGCGCGGACUUCAAUCUCAAUUUCUUUCUCCUCUGUGUGCAGUCUGUCGUGUGCAUAAUCGCGAUUCAAACUUGCAAGGCUUGUGGUCUUAUCACAUACCGCGAUUUCAAUCUGGAUGAGGCCCGGAAGUGGUUCCCGAUCACUCUCCUCCUUAUCGGUAUGAUUUACACCGGAUCCAAGGCGCUUCAAUUCCUCUCGAUUCCAGUCUACACAAUCUUCAAGAAUUUGACGAUCAUUCUUAUUGCUUACGGAGAGGUUCUGUGGUUUGGUGGCUCCGUGACCGGCCUUACUCUUUUCUCGUUCGGCCUCAUGGUCUUUAGCUCAAUCAUUGCUGCCUGGGCCGACAUCAAGCAUGCGGUCGAAAGCACCAGUGACGCAACCGCCACGGUGUCGACAUUGAAUGCUGGUUACUUAUGGAUGUUGAUCAACUGCCUUUGCACGUCGUCAUACGUGCUGGGAAUGCGCAAGAGGAUCAAGCUGACCAACUUUAAGGAUUUCGAUACUAUGUUCUAUAAUAACCUUCUCUCGAUCCCCGUUCUUAUCGUCCUUUCCGGAUUGAUGGAGGAUUGGUCCCCCGCCAACGUUACCCGCAACUUCCCCCCCGCUGAUCGCAACGGUAUCAUGUUUGCGAUGAUUCUAUCCGGUUUGUCGACGGUGUUCAUCUCUUACACCUCUGCAUGGUGUGUCCGUGUUACAUCGUCGACCACUUACUCAAUGGUCGGCGCUCUCAACAAGCUGCCUAUCGCUCUCUCCGGACUGAUCUUCUUCGACGCACCCGUCACCUUCCCCAGUGUAUCUGCCAUCUUUGUUGGUUUCGUCAGUGGUAUCGUGUACGCUGUCGCAAAGAUCAAGCAAAACGCUAAGCCCAAAGUCGGAAUACUGCCGACCUCCAACCCCGUUAGCGCCAGCAGCCAGAGCAUGCGGGACUCGCUGCGCUCCUAG